CUCGUCUCACUACUGCGGAUGAUUCCCAUUGCUCCCGUCCCUUACAACACAAAAAACUUGUGGUUCUCAGUCUUAUUUGGUGCUUUUCGCUCUCUUCCACCCACCUCUUCCCUUCCUCUCUCCCCCUCCAUUCCCCGCGCUCCCGCCACUUCUGCUUCUUCGCCCCUUCUUAUAUAUCUCGACAAAACCCACCUGUGUUCCUAUCGACUGUCCUCGUCAACACACCCUCUCUGGGAAAUACGCCUGAUUGGGAUUAUCACAAUCUGCCCUACCUUUCAUCACUUCUGUACCGAGGCUAGCCCUUGCAUCUGUGCUUAUCCGCGCGAGUCCGACACAUUCACUAGUCAAAGCCAUCAAAGGCAGAUGCGCCAGAGCAUCCCGCCAAAAUGCCUGGAAUUCUUCCGAUGAAAGUGAUCAAGGUUGGCAAUGGCUCCCAAAGUCGUAUUGCUCAGGCCUGCGAUCGAUGCAGAAGCAAGAAGAUUCGCUGUGAUGGUGUUCGACCCUGUUGCACUCAAUGCGCCAAUGUUGGCUUCGAGUGCAAAACAAGCGAUAAACUGAGCCGUCGCGCUUUCCCUCGCGGAUACACUGAAUCCUUGGAGGAACGAGUACGUGCACUAGAGUCGGAAGUCAGGGAUCUCAAAAACCUUCUGGAUGAGAAGGACGAAAAGAUAGACGUCCUCUCACGAAUCCAUUCUUUUUCAACGUCGUCACAAUCAAGGAUCACCACUGCGAUCCGUUCACCAUCAACGGCACCGGCGGAGGCCAAUCAAGCCGAAGCCGCUGCGGCUGAAGGCGUGAUCAAAGUUCGUCAAGUGUCUCAGUCGCACAACACAAUUGACAACACCGUCUGUACGGGUGUUUCGAGCACUUGUGGUUUUGUCGAUGCCUUUGUCAACAAGCUAUCAGACCAAAAUCGGCUACCGUCUAAUUUCUCCAUCAGGGAGCUGACCGCCCUUCCUCCUCCCAUAUCUCGUUCACAUUUUGAUCAAACUCUGAAGUCAGCGCCUCGGCUUGUAUCGGAUCAACUUAUCAACAUUUUCUUCCAGGAAUGGGCUCCUCUAUACCCGGUUGUCCAUCGUCCAUCGAUCCUUAAGGCCUAUGAGCAGUAUUUGUUAGGCACAGAAUCGUUGCGUGAUAGCAAACACAAUCUCACCCAGCUGAAUUUAAUCUUUGGCAUAGCCGCUCUUGCUUCUACUUCGAGGACGAACCAAGACCCCGCAUUCUUUGAGGAUAACUGGUCACCUAUGUUGGAAGCCAUAUCAAGCGACAUCUCCAUUCCUACCCUGCAAUGCUAUAUUCUUGCUCAAAUGUACUGCAUGGCCAAGGGCGACUACACAAGUCUUGGAUCCUAUAGAGGAUAUGCUGUCACUCUUUGCCACCAAUUGAGACUUCACCAGAGCCAGAAACGCUUUGCCUCAAACCCUCUUGAGGCGGAAACUCGGAAGAAGGUAUUCUGGUGUCAAUAUGUUCUUGAUCGAUUCACUGCGGCUUUAACAGGUCUGCCUGUUGUUAUACGAGAGCAGGACAUCAGAACAGAAUACCCUGAAGACAUCGACGAUGAAAAUGUCACUGAAACGGGAUUUUUGCCCACACUUCCUGGCGAGACGACCCGCAUUUCCAGCUCGAUUGCAUUAUUCGCAGCUUCCAGGUUGCUCAACAAAGCGUUGGAGGAUGUGUACCCUAGUGAUGGCGAUUACGAUAUCUCCUUGUCCAAGAUGCGUCUGGUUGCGGAGCAGCUCGAUGCAUGGGUUAAGAGCUUGCCUGCCCAUCUUCGUCUUGAAUUCACGCAGGAUAAACCCAGCACGAAUGUUACAAGCAGUCGUUCUCCCCUUCUGUCGCUUGUCUAUUAUUUUAUCCGCUCCUUGAUUCAUCGGCCUGCUGUAUGCUUUGGGGAAGACUGCGUUCGAUCGCCUUCCAUUCUUGUCAUCGCUGAUUCAGCCAAGCACAUAAUCCAGAUUUUACAGCUACUCGACGAGCGACGCCUCUGUCUUUCUCUCAGUCUAAACCGAAAAGAGCUGGUCUUUGCUACUGGCCUCAAUCUGUUGUGGCAGAAUCUGAAUUUGAAGCAUGACAGCAAACUCGCGAAAGAGAGUCAGAAGCUGAUUGCUACCGUCGUUGAGCAGCUGGAGACCGAGUCGGGCCCCACGGCUGCAGAAUUUAAUGCUCUGGCUAGUAUCCUGGGCACCCUAGGCACUCUGAAAAAUCGUGAGCACGGUUCUUCCGGUAGAAUCGCGGACAUGUCCCCCCCUGUUCAGAAUUCUCUGAAGUCUCCCAAGAAGCAGCUCCAGUCCUGGAAGGCUCGCUUGACUGGUCAGUCCAGUCCGUCGCUCACAGAGAAGCAGGAUUCUCCUUCUCGCAGAGCCACAAUCUCCGGCGCGAGCACUCAUCCCAAUGCGCGCCAUGUUCGGUCUGCGAGCUGGGCAAGCCUACCUUUGGACAAUCCAAACGCGCCGCAGAUAAUCGCCGAAAAGGCAUAUCUUCGCUCUUCUUCCUUGGCCUUCGAUGGCAGCCACGUUCUUUCUAGCUCUGCGCCUUCGGACACGACAGGGGCCCCCAUCACAGUAUCGGACUGGGAGUUUGUUUUGAGUGAUAUGGACAGGGGCUAUUCAAAUAUAUUCACUGGGAUUUAUGGCGGAAGAGAAUGCGGCGAGGACAGCGGGCCAUUCGCUUCCAUCACUGCUGAGUAUGCUCAGAAAUCAGACCACAACCCACCUUCGCGUAACGAGCUACAAGGGUUGUCGCCAGAGGCGUGGUCUGCUAGUAGCAACGGUGAUCUGCAUCAAGGUCGAGAGGUCGCGGCGCAGAGUGUUCUCAGUUACUCUGACGAGAGCAUGGCAAGCCCCGGCGAUGCGAUCCCUUACAGCGACGUACACCUGUCCCCAGAAGAGCACGUCAAUCUUCUGGAUCCAUUUUCCGGUGUAGUCGUUCCUGGUCUGGAUGAUGAAGUUCACGAUUUUGGACUAAUCAAUGGUUGGGAUCGACGGCUGGUCGUCUGAUCCAUCGCUGACUGCGGGCUACCGCUACUAUGAUGUAUACGAAUGAAUUUGGCGUUAAUGUUGUUAUAUUUGUAUCUUUGCGCUGGACAGCGGGGCAGAGCGUAUAGGAGUUACCUGUACAUACUGGUCGGAUAUUUCUUUCUGUGAUACCUGGGGCGCAUUGAUUCAUGAGGUGAGAUGGCGAGUGCGCGAAUUCAAGGUACUUUUUCAUGCAUUCACCUGCUUUUUUUCAUUUGAAUCGAGUGAACGGUCCUCAACCCGAACCCCGUGUAUGCUGUGUAAGACCCGUGUUCCUCCCAUGUCGUACAGGACAUGGACGCCAUCAGAAGCGCAAUGACUGGACUUUCAGUCCCACUCUGACCCCAGGCUGGUGCAUGAUUUAUCGGGCAGUUGCAGUUUGGGGCUGC
Molecule: messenger RNA, 3403 nt
Organism: Aspergillus saccharolyticus JOP 1030-1
Lineage: Eukaryota; Fungi; Ascomycota; Eurotiomycetes; Eurotiales; Aspergillaceae
Gene: facB
Product: C6 transcription factor FacB/Cat8
Exons: 5
Coding region: 387-2996 (869 amino acids)
Biological process (GO): DNA-templated transcription; regulation of DNA-templated transcription
Molecular function (GO): zinc ion binding; DNA binding; DNA-binding transcription factor activity, RNA polymerase II-specific
Source: RefSeq, a predicted model, not a curated record